Messenger RNA from Scheffersomyces stipitis CBS 6054, 630 nucleotides. RefSeq lists its product as uncharacterized. NCBI's taxonomy places the organism in Eukaryota, Fungi, Ascomycota, Pichiomycetes, Serinales, Debaryomycetaceae. Gene Ontology annotation, cellular component: cellular bud neck; plasma membrane. The record is from RefSeq and is a predicted model, not a curated record. The coding region runs from base 116 to 571 and encodes 151 amino acids. The transcript has a single exon.
AUUGCAUCUUACCACUUGCCUAGUGCUGCUACUUUGAACCACAUUAAGUUUGCUUGAAUAUUGCUUUCUUAACUACUGUCACUUUUAAAACUUCCUUGAUUCAGAUUUGCAUAGAAUGUUUGUCGACUUCGCCAGAAGAGAUUUGGAGUCCACUGCCAAAUCGUUCAGAUCCUGGGACACAUGUAUGGACAACAGAACCUGUAAGAUCGUCGCCAUUGUGUUGAUCGUCCUCGGGGGUAUAUUCGCCCUCUGGGUGAUUUCCACCUUGAUCCAAUGCUUAUGUAUGGGAGUCAGCUGUGUCGAAGCCUUGUGCUGUUGCUGCUGCAGAAGAACAAAAUCUCAACCAACCUAUGUUGUGGCUAAACAGGAGCCCCAGUAUAAUCCAAAUAUGUAUCCUCCUAGACCGGCUCCGCAAUACGCAAUGCCUCAGCCUCCCAUGGCUCAACAAUACCAACAACCACCACUGGCCUAUGUGCCCAACCAGGGUUACGCUCCAGUCAGCACAAAUUCGUAUGUCACCGACGACCGCUCGUUCGAGGACGACAAAAACACUUACAGAGGAUACCGUUAGUCGUACAUAUAUAAUUUAUGAAGCGUUUACGAAGAGUAAUGUAGCAAAAUAGAAUCACA